Molecule: messenger RNA, 3483 nt
Organism: Beauveria bassiana ARSEF 2860
Lineage: Eukaryota; Fungi; Ascomycota; Sordariomycetes; Hypocreales; Cordycipitaceae
Product: peptidase C14
Exons: 6
Coding region: 1-3483 (1160 amino acids)
Source: RefSeq, a predicted model, not a curated record
AUGUCCACAGGUUGGGGAUGGAUGACUACCUGGUGGGGCGCUGGCUUGGCCAUAGUGACACUACUCCUCGCCACGUCCUUCCAUCGCGUUACUGGCAAGAUCUGUCGACCCCGCGAUAAGAAUCGCUCCGGGACGCUGGAAAUUCUCUCUGGCAAAGAUGAUGCCAAAUUUGAGAUCAUCGCCGUUCCUGGCCUUGGUGCACAUCCGUAUCACACAUGGGAGGCUCGGAAAACCCAAGCACCCGACGCAGCUGAAUGUAAAACCGCACAGUCCUCGAAGAUUCACCUAUUGAAAGACCUCCUCGCGCAUGAUUUUCCUGACGCCCGGAUCUGGAAUUUUGCCCAUGAAUCCAACUGGCUGAUUGACGCCCCUGUCAAGACCACCGAGGAGAUUGGCAAAUGCCUGCUAAAGGAGAUCAGAGACAAGCGAUCAUCCCCGCACCUCCCUAUCAUCUUCAUUGGCCACAGCCUAGGUGGUAUCAUUAUCAAGCAGGCUCUGUGCACGAGUGACUCCCAAGACAUCAUUGAUGAUACCGCGGGUAUCAUAUUCCUCGGAGCGCCGCACCAAGGCUCAUCAGCGUCUAUUGCUGGCGCUGCGCUGGCUGCUCUGACCGGUUUCCUGGGAUCAGACACGACACUGCUCCUGUCUCUGAAGAAUCAUGGGGCGCAGCUCAGCAACCUUGCGGAUGCAUUCGACUCUCGUAUAGCUCCAAACGGACGAUGGCAGCAGAGGGUUCGGAUCACAUCGUUCUACGAGACUAAGAAGACGUAUUUACUCGGGCUAUCGCUAGGCGUUGUGGUUCCACGGGAUUCUGCCAAGGUUCACGCCGAUGCUCGCGAGAGCCACAGCAUCGAAACGGAUCAUUCUGGGCUCAACAAGUGCGGCGGACCAACUGACGCGCUGUUCGCGGCGCUGACAGCGGCGAUACGACGCCUGAAGACCCCAUCGCUGCUCGAGCAAGCCGACACAUGGAUACGCGACAAACACUACACGGCGGACAGGCUCAGAAUCGAACGGCUCUCUGGCGAGUCACUGCCGAUGGAUCAGUGCUACAUUAACCUAGCCAUCGUGGAACGAUCCGGCCAAGACACAGGCCACCCAAAGAAGGGGGGCACAGCGCCAUCCCCAUUUUCCGUCCUCGCUCGGCAGAGGGUUGAGGCACCCGACAAGACUAUGCAGGUCGAGUUGGCGGCACUUUUCAACGAACGCAAGGGAAGCGACGGCGGACCGGUUCUCCCACGACGAAUUUUGAUUCGAGGGCGUGCGGGUGUUGGCAAGACUACUUUGUGUAAAAAGAUUGUCUACGAAUUUCACAAAGGCACGUGGGAUAAAUGGAACGAAUUAUUCGACCGUGUGCUCUGGGUACCUCUGCGAAAUCUGAAGCUACCGGAAAGACGCAUUAAACCCAAGUAUACCCUUGAACAUCUCUUCCGUCAUGAGUUCUUGCUGCCUAAGAAUGAACCAAAUCUUGCUGGAGCGUUGUUCCGCGCAUUAGGAAUCAAGAGCAGCAAUACGUUAUUUCUCCUUGACGGCCUGGACGAAGUAUCGCAGGACCUCACAGGCAACGGCAGUAUGCCCCGCUUCCUCGACGAGCUUUUAAGCCAACCUAAUGUCAUCAUCACGUCCCGACCAUCCGCCAAGCCUGUGCGGCAGAACGUGCACCUCGAGUUGGAAACAAUUGGUUUCGGGCCUGAUCAGGUGGACGAAUAUAUCGAAAGAUCGUUCACUAACCCAAAAAUGGUCAAGACUGAUCAGACCAAGGUCGACAAGGUCCAGUCGUUCCUUCAAAAGCAUUGGCUCGUCCAAGGUCUUGUGCGCAUCCCAAUUCAAUUGGACGCGCUUUGUUACACUUGGGAAGAAUUCGAUCCGAAAGCUGUGCCAAACACCAUGACCGGCAUGUAUAACACUAUCGUGCAAAAGUUAUGGAAGAAGGAUAUUGUACGAUUGGAAAAGGCCAAGGAGGGAUAUGCUGAAGUUGCUCAUACAGCUGAGAUUGAGAAUAAAAUCACAGCUGAGAUUGCGCUAGUUGAAUGCCUUGCAUUUAACGGGUUACACCAUGACAUAAUUGAUUUCACGCCAGAACAUCGAGAUGGUGUGGUCAAAUUGUGCCCACUGCAAGAUUUGCCACUCGAUGAGACACUCUCGCGACUAUCUUUCUUACGAACCUCAGACACAGCUUCAACCAUCAAGGACAGAAACUACCACUUUAUACACUUGACAUUUCAAGAGUACUUUGCGGCACAGUAUUUUGUACGCCAGUGGAAAGAUCCGGAGGGACAACUCUCGUUUCUUACACUCAGCAAUACUAACACUGGGACAAAAGCGAGCCACCCCGUAGAGUUUCUUCGAAAACACAAAUACACAACUCGCUACGACAUCUUUUGGCGUUUUGUUGCCGGCUUGCUGGACGGAAGUGCUCAGGCACCAGAUUUCAUCGAUACAAUUGAGGAGGAACCGCUCGACAUCUUGGGCCCGACACAUCAGCGACUGGUCAUGCAUUGCUUGAGCGAAAUGUCGAGCAACUUGGCAACGCGGCAGGCCCUAGAAGAACGGCUGGCCCGGUGGCUGCUGUUUGAAUGCAAAUUCAACGAAAGCGCGUGGCUAGCGAGUGAAGCUGAGUUUCCCGAGGCAGCCCUGAGGUCAGCCCUACUCCACGAGUCUAGCGAUGUGGCGGCACUGCUCGGCGACAAGAACAGUAACGUGCGAAUGGCCGCCAUCGAGACCCUAGGCGGGCGCGCAAUACUGCCUGAUGGGAUGCUCACGGCAGUAGCGGCGCGGCUCGAAGACGAAGACAGUAAUGUGCGAAGGGCUGCCGUCAAGGCUCUAGGCAGGCGCGUAAUGCUGCCUGAUGUGAUACUCACGGCGGUGGUGGUGCGGCUCGAAGACGAAUACGGUAUCGUGCGAAGGGCUGCCGUCGAGGCCCUAGACGGGCAUGCAACGCUGUUUGAUGGGAUGCUCACGGCAGUGGCGGCUCGGCUUGAGGAUGAGGACAGGUACGUGCGGAUAGCCGCCGUCGAGACUCUACGCAAGCGUGCAACGCUACUUGACUGGGUGGCCACGGCAAUGGCGGCGCGGCUCGAGGACGAAGACAUGUACGUGCGAAGCGCUGCCGUCGAGGCCCUAGGCGAGCGUGUAACGCUACCUGACGAGGUGCUCAUGGUUGUGGCGGCUCGGCUUGAGGACGAGGACGGGUACGUGCGAAGCGCUGCCGCCAAGGUCUUAAUACACAGGCAUGAAAAUCUCUCUCGUACCCAUCUGAAAGGAUCUCUUGUCGCAUCUCUCUACACGACUUUACUAGAGAUGAGUUUCAAGGAGCAAUUAAGUUGGUAUAUUGAAAAAGACAAGUUCUCUGUCAAUGUGCCGGACAGCAUCACAGAGUUAUCCAUUGAUCUUCAACAGAACGAGGUUAUAGAACGGAUUAACGGAGCGCGGCCAGCAGACUGUCCAUCAACUAAUGGCGGGAAGAGCUCAUCGAACAACUAG